Branchiostoma floridae (Florida lancelet) is the source of this 1203-nucleotide messenger RNA. RefSeq lists its product as uncharacterized. Lineage: Eukaryota; Metazoa; Chordata; Leptocardii; Amphioxiformes; Branchiostomatidae. The coding region runs from base 1 to 1203 and encodes 400 amino acids. The record is from RefSeq and is a predicted model, not a curated record. The transcript is spliced from 8 exons.
AUGUCGAAUCCGGCGUUCUUACGUCUCGUUCCGAACACCAAGGUCAACAGAACAGGUUAUGACCUUGUGAUCACGACAUUCGACUCGUUUCCUUUCACGAUAGACCACGUCCGAUAUGUCCCGGAUGUCGGCCGCCAUCUUGACGACCCAGCCAAUUGGAGGCCUCGUCUCAUCACCGAUCGUCUGCGCUUUCCGAACGAGGUGGACAUAGUUCCGGGUAGACGAUGUAUUCCAUCAGUCCGGCAUCCUAAGUGUUCCCAGCGGCUUCUUCUCUCCGACAAAUCCCACGGGGCGGUGGAUCUUCUGCAGGGAUGGGCGCAACAUGAAGUUUCCCCGGUGACGAUAUCGAGCCAGGCGGCCGGGGAGGAGUGGUUCUACCACCGAGUGGAGUGGGUGGACAUGAACGGUGACGGCCGGAAGGACGCUCUCACCGCUAGAGCACACUUCGACCUUGUGGGAGCGUCCUCAAAAAGUCAGCUGGUCUGGUUCGAACAACCAUCGUCCUACCCAGCGUUGUCGCCAUCUUGGAAAGGUCACGUGAUCUCCGACUGCGCUGAUUUGUUCUUCCGUUCUGCAAAGUUGAAUUUUGGCGGGAAAAACAAAACCGUCAUCUUCAGUGCGGGGUACUUCACCAAGAAGCUUUGUGUUACCUGGACGGAAGAUCCGAACGGAGAUUGGAGCGACGAAAAGAAAAUCGUAACGAGGACUAUAGAUGAUGAGCUGGGAGUUUACUACUCUGUGGAGGUCGCCGAUAUAAAUGACGACAAAAGACAGGAACUUCUGGUUACCGUUAGCAAUCCAGAAAACGGCACGGUACUUGUGUACGAGAUCCCCGAUGACGUCGCGAAGGGAACAUGGGAACGACGCCUCAUCUGCGAUAACUUCACGGUCCCGGGUGUGAUCAAGUCGAAGGGUCAGGGGUCACCUGGGCUGGCCCUCCCCUUCUACACUUCUGUAGCAAACAGAACGGGGAAGCCCCACAUCCUGGUCUCGGGGUAUGACGACGGACAUGCGUACAUCCUCUCACCCGUCAGUCAGAGCGCCACGGAUUGGAGGUACGAGCGGAAGUCAUUCAACUAUUGCCACGGUGUGGUCGGGAACGGUUUCCAGAUUGGUGACGUCAACAAUGACGGCAUCCUGGAGGUAUUCCUGCCCUGUUACAGCAGGGGAGAGAUUGACAUCUACCAGGUCAUACCCAACUGA